This is a messenger RNA of Diaporthe citri, 1584 nucleotides long. RefSeq lists its product as uncharacterized. The record is from RefSeq and is a predicted model, not a curated record. The transcript is spliced from 3 exons. NCBI's taxonomy places the organism in Eukaryota, Fungi, Ascomycota, Sordariomycetes, Diaporthales, Diaporthaceae. The coding region runs from base 1 to 1584 and encodes 527 amino acids. Gene Ontology annotation, molecular function: iron ion binding; heme binding; oxidoreductase activity, acting on paired donors, with incorporation or reduction of molecular oxygen.
AUGGACAUGGCUCCCGAACAAAACUUGAAUGCCAGCGCCACAUGGGAGGAUGUGAGCAUCCCAGCCCAUGGCGUCUCCGGCCCUGGCCUUUUGGUCGCGCUGUUUCUUGUCGCCCUGCCACUAUUGUAUUGCUUCAGUCACGACAAGACGUACAAUGACGCACUCCCAGUGGUCAAUCGGUAUUUCUCCAGGGAACCACAUGCUCUGGCACGGCUGCGAUGGGCUGUUCGCGCUAGGAAAAUACUGGACAACGCCCAUCAAAAGUUCGGGGGUAGUCCGUACAGGCUGGCCCGCGGCGACACCGAUGUCAUCGUCCUCUCGGCCGACCACAUUCCAGAGCUGAACAAACUCCCCGUCGAGGUCAUUAGCUCGAGGCAAUGGCACGCACUAACAAUGCUCGGCCACCUGACUGGCAUUGAUAUUGUGCGGCGCACGAGCUAUCACGUCAAGAUAUUACUUAGCCGGAUCAGCCCAGCAUUGCCAGAUCUGCUGGAACCGACGGGCCAGCGUGCUUGCCGAGCGCUGGAGCGCCUGCUUCCCCAGGACCCUGAGGCUCCGUGGACCGUCAUAGACCCCCUCGACACUGUGGUGAAGUGUGUCAGCGAGGUUGUUUCUUUGGUGUUAUACGGGCCACCGACCUGUGAUGACCCCGAAAUGGUGCGAUUAUGCCACGAGCACACGAAGCACCUAUUCACCAUUGUCUUUAUCAUGCGCUGGAUCCCCACAUUUCUUCAGCCGUAUCUGGUGUGGCUCCUCCCCCAAAAAUGGUACCUCGAGAGUGGCUGGAAGGUCAUAGAGGACCGCAUCGUUCCAUUGGUCAAACAACGCAUGAAGGAAUCCGACGAAGGCCUCCCAACAAACCCCGACAUGAUCUCCUGGAUGGUCAAAGACGCGCGGUCGGCCCUGCAGAAGGACCCAUGGUCCCUCGCCCGCCUCACCGGCACCCUCACUGCCGGCGGCACCUACAGCACGGCCAACUUCGUGGUCGAGACCAUAUGCGACCUGGUAGCUCACCCCUGGCUCCUGGAGGAGGUCCGCGAGGAGAUCCGCGCCCAGCACGCGAGGUGCGGCGGCGUCUGGGACCAGGCCGCCUUCAACGGGCUGGACAAGCUCGAGUCCGCCAUGAAGGAGAGCAGCCGCCUCGCGCCGAGCGCCAUGCUGCUCUACGGCCGCGUCGUCGGCGAGGACUACACGCUGUCCGACGGGCUGCGCCUCAGGAAGGGCCAGACGAUCGCCGUCGGCGCACACCACAAGUCCAUGGACCCGGGGGUGUUCGAGGACCCGGAGGCUUAUAGGGGCCGGCGCUUCUACGACGCCGACCUGGCGAGCCACCGCGCGCAGCCGUUCCGUCACGUCGACCCGUUGCUUCUAACCUGGGGUUCGGGCCGCUGGGCGUGUCCGGGCCGGUUCUUUGCCAGCAUGACUGCGAAGGUUCUGCUGGUUAAGCUCCUCGACGAGUAUGAGUUCAAAUUCCCGAAUGGGAAGCGGCCGCCUAAUGCUAUGAUGCACGAGUUCAUUCUGUUCCAUCCUUUUGGGAGACUCUCCGUACGGCGGAGAAAGGAGGACCUUGGUAUUCGUUUUUGA